CGGAGCCGCCGGCAGCGGCUCCGCCGCUGCUGCCGCCCCCGCCGCCUCCGGCGGCGGCGGUGGCGGCGCAGUGAGUGUGUCUGGCCCCCCCUCGCAGCGGCAGCGCAACCCCGGCUCGCUUCCUCCCCCUGAGCCCAACACGCUGCGGUUGCACCUGAACCCCAUCGGCACCGGCAUCUACCCCAGCCGCAUCAUGCUGACCAGCGUGUUGGACGUGCGGGUGGUGGACCUGGAGCUCACCGCACAGACCAUGACGCAGAGCUUCGUGUUGGAGUUCAGCACGUGUGCACGGCAGGCGAUCACGCAGGACAUCCCGCUGGUGAACACGGGUGACACCCAGAUGACGGUGUCCGCCACCACCAGCGGGCCCCCCUGGUCGGGCCCGAGGGAGGUGCUGGUGCCGGCGGGGGCGACGGUGGCCUACCCGCUGCAGUUCAGGCCGCUCAUGCCGGGCGACGUGAAGGGCCAGCUGGAGCUGUCCAUCAGCGCCACCGGGGAGCGCAACUGCUACACGCUGGUGGGGCGGGCGGCGGAGCCAACUGCGGAGGGACAGAUCGUCAUAGAGUGCCAGGCCCGCAAGCCCGCCUCCAAGCAGUUCAAUGUGCCCAACAUAGUGGGCUCGGCCACCGAGUACAAGGUCCUGUGCGACCUGGACUUCAUGGUCGGCGCCCCCGCGCUCAAGCUGCCCCCCGGCAUGGCUGCGCAGUACAAGAUCACCGCCUGUCCGCAGCGCAGCGGCACCUACAACGGCAUCAUCACAUUCACCACCGCGGAUGGGCAGUACGUGUGGUAUACCCUGGAGGUGCGCGCCUCCGAGCCCCCCGAGGUCGGCACCAUCGACGUACGGGCAACCGUACGAACUGCCGUAGCGGUUUCCGUACCCAUCGCCAACCCGCUGCGCAAGGACAUGCUCCUGGCGGUGCGCUACAGCGACGUGGCGUUGUGCGGCCCCGCGACGUUUGCUCUUCCGAGCACCCAGGAACCCGUCAGCUUUGAGUUUUACUACGCGCCGCUGGUGCCGGGGAGUGGGACGGGGAGUGUGGUGCUGGUGAACGAUGAUGUGGGGGAGUUCAGGUACGUGGUCAACAUGGCUGCCGACCCCGCGCCCCCCACCCCCGUGGGCCCCCUGUCCGCGGAGCUGGGUCGCAGCCGGGUGGAGGUGCUGCGGAUUGACAACCCGCUGGGGCUGCCGGUGCUGCUGGCAGCUAGCAGCAGCAACCCGCGGCACUUCGCCGUGGCACCCGCAAUGUCCUCCCUGCCCCCGUACGGGCGGGCGGAGCUGACAGUGGAGUACACCCCUUCCACUCUGGACCACGAGGAGGAGGCGAGCGUGGUGGUGGACGGGGACGUGGUGGGGUGCUGGGAGUUCAGGGUCAGCGGUCGUGGCGAGUUGCCCACCAUCAUGGAGCCCACCACCCUGUCCACCACACUGGGCUCGCAGGGCCAAACCGUCAUCACCUGGCGCAACCCCUUCCCCGAGCCCGCCUCCGUCUCCGUACAGCUCAACACCGAGGAACCCCCCGGCGUCUUCGAGCUACUCCGCAUCGGGCCCUUCGCAGGCAGCGGCGCCUCCCAGCACGCCCUCAACCUAGCCGGCCUGGGCGGCGGCGUGCUCAGCAGCCGAAGCGCCAGCCGAGCCAGCAUGGUCGCGGGCGCCAGCAAGGGCAGCCUGCUGGGGUCGCCAGCCACCACCCCGCCAGAACACCAGCAACGUGGCAUGGGGGGCGGCAUGGGGGGCGGCAGCAGCAGCAUGAGCACGAUGACACCCCCCGGCACCGCGGGUAGCAGUACGGGUACGGCAGGGCCACACCGUAGCGGUAGCAGCGUGUUGGGGACGUUGCAGGAGCUGACGGUUCAGCCGUUUGGGACGUUGCAUGUGCCGCUGCGCUUCACGCCUGCGUCGUUGAAAACGAGCGGUGCGGAGGUGUGUGUGGCGGUGGAGGGCAGCAGCUACAGCCUCAACACGCUGGUGUGGACCUACCCGGUGCGGGGGCUGACGGAGGCGAGUCUGAGCGGCAUUGUGUUCAGGUACAAGUGCAAGGCCCGUUCUCGCAUCGAGGAGGUGAUGGAGGUGGUGCUGGGCGGGCUGGCCAAGGUGGGGCCGGAGGACGAGUUCAGCCACGAGGUGGUGCUGCCGCCGGAACACAGGUCAUUCCUGGAGCAGUCCCUCAUCGUGGAGCCCGCCUCCCCGCCGCCCGUGCGCCUGCCCCGCCCCGACGCGCCCCUGCGCUACCGAGUGUGUUUCGCGCCGCACCGCAUGCUGCCACCCACCUCCCUGGAGCUGGUCAUCAACAAGAGCACCGGCGGCAGAUGGAGGUUCGAGAUGCAGCUGCAGGCCACCGAGCCCGACCUGGACGGCACCCUCACCAUCGAGGCCUCCGUGGGCGCCACCUCCCACCUGCCCCUGCGCCUCUACUCCUCCGGACCCGAGCCGCAGCCCUUCACCGCCUCCUUCCCCUCCGACACGCCCAUGGUCUUCAACGUCACGCCCAGCAAGGGCAUGCUCCCGCCGCCGCCCAAACCCGGGGAACCCGAGCCCGAACCCGCACUCACCGUGUCGUACACGUGCCGUGAGUUCGGUAAGGUGGUUAAGGGACGGUUGUACGUUCAAACCUCGGACAUGCACUACAGUUAUGAGCUGCGAGGGCGCAUGCCGGCGUAUGUGCCGCCUCGGCCGUCGCAGUUCGCGCCCAGUGUGGAUAACCGGUUGCCGGAAUUUGUGGAGACGCGUUUGAGUCAGGGUCGGCCGGCGGGGAGGAACUUUGUGAGCGGCAAUGUGCGGGCGGCGGGCAGGGUGUUGGAGACGGGGCGGAAGCGGUAGCGGCGCUAGGAAAGGAGGUUAAAAGCAAACAGACGCUGACGAUGGGG
Astrephomene gubernaculifera is the source of this 2868-nucleotide messenger RNA. Lineage: Eukaryota; Viridiplantae; Chlorophyta; Chlorophyceae; Chlamydomonadales; Astrephomenaceae. The record is from the annotation of a GenBank genome assembly.